Cooperia oncophora is the source of this 201-nucleotide messenger RNA. Lineage: Eukaryota; Metazoa; Nematoda; Chromadorea; Rhabditida; Trichostrongylidae. The record is from the annotation of a GenBank genome assembly.
AUGUUCUUCAUUGGAUACGCUAAGAGCUGGUGUGGUCAUUCAACGCAAGAUGCACUCAUAGACCAGGUUCUGACCGAUGUACAUUCCCCAGAACGAUACCGGGUUAAUCAGGUUGUCGCCAAUCAGCCAGAGUUUGCUGCUGCCUUCAAAUGCGCGAUUGGUACUCCGAUGAAUCCUACUAAACGUUGUGCUGUUUGGUAA